Molecule: messenger RNA, 3675 nt
Organism: Trichophyton benhamiae CBS 112371
Lineage: Eukaryota; Fungi; Ascomycota; Eurotiomycetes; Onygenales; Arthrodermataceae
Exons: 3
Coding region: 1-3675 (1224 amino acids)
Biological process (GO): sister chromatid cohesion
Cellular component (GO): cohesin complex; nucleus; chromosome
Molecular function (GO): ATP binding; DNA binding; protein binding
Source: RefSeq, a predicted model, not a curated record
AUGGACGCGAUCUCCUUCGUCCUCGGAAUCAAGUCGUCCCAUUUGCGGUCCACCCACCUUCGUGACUUAGUCUACAGGGGCCGUGUUCUACGCACUGCGAAGAUUAAUGAUGAUGGCUCGGCCUCCAAAGACCCGGCAGCGGGGGAGUCUGGGGGCCAGAACGGUGAGGUUGCCGAGGAGCCGGCGGAGAGAAAUGAUCCCAAGUCCGCCUGGGUCAUGGCCGUUUAUGAAGAUGAUGCUGGUGAGGAACAGCAGUGGAAACGCUCCAUUACGAGUCAAGGUGUUAGUGAAUACCGCAUCAACAACCGCGUGGUCACAGCUCAGCAGUACAAUGACGCAUUGGAAGCAGAGAACAUAUUGAUCAAAGCACGCAACUUCCUCGUCUUCCAGGGUGACGUUGAGUCUAUUGCCUCGCAGUCUCCCAAGGACCUUACACGACUGAUUGAACAAAUCUCUGGAAGUCUGGAAAGUAAAGCGGACUACGAAAGACUAAAGGCUGAGCAAGAAGAGGCCGCCGAGCACCUCAACUUCCAACUCAACCGUCGCCGAGGCAUCAACUCAGAGAUUAAACAGUAUCAGGAACAGAAACGGGAGGCUGAGACAUACGCCCGCAAGGCUGAGGAACGUGAUCAGGCCAUUAUCACUCACAUCCUCUGGAAACUCUUCCACUUCCAGCGCUUGAUCGUAGAGUCAAGUGCAGAGAUCCAGAAAUACCAGGAUGAGCUGAAAGAGUUCCGUCGGGGGGUUGAAAAGUACGAAAAGAACCUUGAGGAUGCCAAGGUUGAACACGCCCGGGUCGGCAGAGAUGUCUCAAGAGCGGAAAAGGGAAUCAAACUCAAAGAAAAGGAAAUCGAAGAAACCACAAACUCCCUCGUCCCCAUCAAUGAAAAGAUUGAGAUAACUGCCAAAAAGGUGGCAAAGUAUGCCUCCCGGGUAGACGAAGUGUCCAAAGAAGCCCUAUCGCAGGCAAAGACAGUGAAACAGCUUGAAAAGGAUCUUAAAAUUGUCGAGAAAGCCCAAAGCCAAUGGGAAAAUGAAUGGAAGCAAACCAUUGCCGUCAAAGGAAUCCAAUUAACUGAUGCUGAUCUUCAGGAGUAUAGCAGGCUCAAGGAAGAGGUCAGCAAGCGAUCAUCCAGCACACAGUUAAAGUUGGAUAACUUGAAGCGCCAGAGAAAGGCUGAUGCUGAGGCAGUUAACAACAUGAAAAGCAACCUUGAGAGCGUGGAAUGGCAAGCAAAGAACUUACAGACUGAUAUGGAUCAUAUACUCGAACGCAAGGCUGCCAUAACUGCAACAAUCAAAUUUACAAGCAAGGAAAUUGAUGCUACCAAGAAGGAACUCAAUAGUCUUACCUCGGAGCGUCUACGAGUUGCCCAGAUGCGAACUGAACUUGAAGAAAAACUUCAGGUCACCUUGAAGAAGCUGCUGGAGGCAGACGAUGGACGGCAGCAAAGUGAAAAGGAGCAGCGUACUAAAGAGAUGAUUGCUACUUUGAAACGUAUCUUCCCGGGUGUCAAAGGCCGUGUGAGUGAACUAUGCCAGCCUAAGCAGAAGAAAUAUGCCGAGGCAGUGAGCACUGUGCUAGGACGCCAUUUUGAUGCAAUUGUCGUUGAUAACGAGAAGACUGCAAAGGAAUGCAUCCAGCAUCUCCGUGAUCAGCGUGCGGGUCAAGCUACGUUUAUUCCUCUUGAGACUAUUCAGGUCAAGGCACUCAACUCUAACUUGAAGGGUAUGCAUCGUGCCAUGCGUCCGGCAAUUGAAACAGUCGACUUUGAUAGCUCUGUCUCACGCGCCAUUACGUAUGCUUGCGGGAAUUCAAUAGUUUGCGACGAUCUAGCAACUGCUAAAUACCUGUGCUACGAGAAAGGAGUCGAGGCGAAGGCCGUGACGCUGGAUGGUACCGUUAUCCACAAGGGAGGCUUGAUGACUGGAGGUCGCGGUCCAGGACAGCGCAAUGCCAAACGCUGGGAAGAUACGGAAAUCGCCAACCUCAACAAGCUAAAGGACAAGCUGAUGGCAGAUUUGGCUAAUCUUCCCAAGGCGCAUCGUAGAGGGUCCGAAGAAGAGUCCCUUCAGGGCCAGCUCACCGGUUUAGAACAGCGCCUUGCAUACUCCAGGGAUGAACUGAGCGCUCUCGAAAAGAAUCUAGAGAGCAAAUCAAGUGAAGUUGAUUUCGCCAAACGCCAGAUAAAGAGCGUCCAACCUAAGUAUCGCGAAAAGUCCGCUUUGCUCGAAAGCCUCGAUCAAUCAAUUGAAGAGAUCCAAAGCUCUGUCACCGAGGUUGAAGAUAAGGUCUACCGUGACUUCUGCAAGAGGCUGGGAUACAAAAAUAUUCAGGAAUAUGAUGCCCAACAGGGUUCUCUUCAAGAGGAGGCUGCUGAAAAGAAGCUACAGUUUACCACUCAAAAGACAAAGAUUGAAAACCAGCUUAGCUUUGAGAAGCAGAGAUUUCAGGCCACUGAAAUGCGAAUAGAUAGCCUCAAGACGCAGUCACAAAAGGAUGAGGCUAUGAUUGCUGAGCUUGAAGCCGAACGUGGAUCCAUUCAAGAACGACUAGAUGAACUUAACGACGAAUUGGCAUCAUUGAACGAGACCCUCCAGGAUCAACAAAAUCUAUUCUCUGAAUCGUCUGAGAAGCUGACACAGCAACGGCGAGAGCUUCAGCGACGCAGCAAGAAUGUGGAGGCCACCCUGAAGACUAUCAGUGGGUUAGAAGCUGAUGUGCAGCGUCAUUCUUCCGGUCGAUACACAUUGAUAAGGCGCUGCAAACUGGAAGACAUCAACAUACCUUUGACAGCGGAUUCAGAACCACUUGAUAAACUCCCCAUCGACGAGCUAGUGCAGCCUGAUCCUGAUGCAAUGGAGAUUGAUGAAGAUUCAAAUAAUCCAGUUCCCCAAAACCAUGUUGUACAAGACUUCGGUAUAGAGGUUGAUUUCUCAUCGUUGGGUGACUCUUUGAAAGAGGAAUCUGAUGAUAAACUUGAAGAAGAGCUUCAAGAGCGCGUGAGAUCACUUAAUAAUGAAUUGGAUAAAAUGGCGCCGAACAUGCGUGCCAUUGAACGUCUCGAAGGUGUUGAGAGUAAAUUACGUACUAUCGAAAAGGACUUUGAAGACUCUCGCAAACGCGCUAGGAAAGCCAAAGACGACUUUGAAGAAGUUAUGCAGCGACGAUCUGAGCUGUUCAACAAAGCGUUCACCCAUAUAUCAGAACAGAUAGAGCCGAUCUAUCGCGAUCUCACUCGGACAGAGAGUUAUCCAAUGGGCGGGAAAGCAUACCUGGAUAUUGAAGAUUCUGAGGAGCCUUAUCUGGAUGGCAUCAAAUACCAUGCAAUGCCACCCCUGAAGCGAUUCCGUGACAUGGAACACCUCUCUGGAGGAGAGAAAACGAUGGCUGCACUAGCCUUACUCUUCGCCAUCCAUUCUUACCAACCUUCUCCAUUCUUCGUUCUGGACGAAGUAGAUGCCGCUCUUGAUAACGCUAACGUCUCCAGAAUUGCUAAUUACAUUCGUGACCAUGCCGCGCCUGGAAUGCAGUUUAUCGUUAUCAGUCUGAAGACUGGAUUGUUCCAAGUUAGUGAGGCUCUUGUUGGUAUUUACCGAGAUCAGGCCGCGAAUAGCAGCAAGGCAUUGACGCUGGACGUAAGUUUGAUUGUUCCCUUCGAUUUUGAAAGUUAG